AUGCCUGAAAAACCACCCAUUCUUUUCAUCACCAACAGCGAGUUGGGCCAGGCAGCGGUGCAUCUGGCAGUGGCCUUUGAGUUUCUCAUACGAGUGAGUUACAAAGUCCACAUUGCCUCCUUUGCCCCUAUCGACGAUGCCCUCGAAGACCUCCAUAGACGAUUGAACCAAAUGCCUUGGAAUACAGGAAGACCAUACUUUCAUCGGAUCAACGGCCCAUCCAUGGUGGAGUUUGUACGCAAGAAGACUGGAGUUAGAGGCUCAUUCGACGCACAUCCAACUGGUCUCUGCGGAGCCAUGAAAACAUACAAAUCGUUGCUGCACACUACCGUCAUGCCAUGGGACGGCAUACAGUACAUGGAGAUCUACCGGGACUGCGAGCAGAUCAUCCAGCAGGUCCAACCGGUUGUUGCCGUGGUGGACCCUCUUCUACUCCCAGCCGUGGAUGUGUGUCGCACGAUGGGACAGCGCAUAGUGAAGUUGGGACCCAGUACUGUUCUGACCCACGUGCGUCAGCCGUACCUGGCGAAUCUGUGGAAAUAUCCCAGUCUGUGUUCCGGAUACUCCUACCCCCUACCGUGGUAUCUGUUGCUCCCCAACACCAUUCUCAGCAUCUGUAUACGCAGGACCCUAUCAUCGUGCAAGCAGUGCGAUGAAGUCGAAGAUUACCGCAACAGGUGUGGAAUCCCAGGCCCCAUACCCAGCGUACUCGUCGCGGACACCGACAAAACCCCGUUCAUUCUAUCCAGUAUGUCUUAUACUGACUUUCCCUGCCACGUGCCCGAGCAGUUUACGCUCUGCGGUCCAAUCCUCCGUGCCAGUGCCCCGGUCACUCAGGAGAUGCCUGAGCUCGCGAGAUGGCUGUCGCGGCGGCCCACGGUCCUCGUCACGAUGGGUUCGCAUCUCCGCUAUAACAGCGACAACCGGCGACAGUUUGCAGAGGGGCUGCGCAUGCUGCUAGAUCAGAUGCCCCGGGCCCAGAUCCUAUGGAAGAUGGUUCGGGAGCCUGAGCCCGGUGUCGACGAUGACGACAAGACAGAUCCUGCCCUCGCAUGUCUUCAUUCGGCUAUAAUCACAGACCGUGUGCGCAUUGAGCCCUGGCUAUACGCUGAUCCAAUCGUGAUCCUUGAGAGCGGCCAUGUCCCGUUAAUGGUUCACCAUGGAGGUGCCAACUCAUACCAGGAAGCAGUCAAAGCUGGCAUCCCACAGGUCGUGGUACCCGUGUGGUUCGAUACGCACGAAUGCGCAGCUCGUGUCAAGCACCUGGACAUUGGGGUCUGGGUUCGCUGGAAUCAUUCAUCUAAGACCAAUGGCAAGGCGUUGGGAAACGCUAUGCUCCAGGUGGUGCAGUCGACCUCUAUGCAGAUCAACGCGAUGACACUGGCGGUGCGACUGGGACCGGUCGAGGGUCGUGUGCUGGCCUGGGAGAAGAUCCAGGACAUACUGGCGGAAGAAAGGGCUAGAACUCCGUUUUGUGGUUGA
This is a messenger RNA of Aspergillus candidus, 1482 nucleotides long. RefSeq names its product glycosyltransferase family 1 protein. The coding region runs from base 1 to 1482 and encodes 493 amino acids. Gene Ontology annotation, molecular function: UDP-glycosyltransferase activity. NCBI's taxonomy places the organism in Eukaryota, Fungi, Ascomycota, Eurotiomycetes, Eurotiales, Aspergillaceae. The transcript has 3 exons. The record is from RefSeq and is a predicted model, not a curated record.